Molecule: messenger RNA, 2367 nt
Organism: Cordyceps fumosorosea ARSEF 2679
Lineage: Eukaryota; Fungi; Ascomycota; Sordariomycetes; Hypocreales; Cordycipitaceae
Product: Spc97/Spc98
Exons: 1
Coding region: 1-2367 (788 amino acids)
Biological process (GO): microtubule nucleation; cytoplasmic microtubule organization; mitotic cell cycle
Cellular component (GO): equatorial microtubule organizing center; gamma-tubulin complex; spindle pole
Molecular function (GO): gamma-tubulin binding; microtubule minus-end binding
Source: RefSeq, a predicted model, not a curated record
AUGCUUCACGAAAUCCUCCUCUCCCUCUCCGGGCACCCCUCGCCACUGCUCACCGCCCAGCUUUCCAACACCGAGCCCUCCUCCUCGUCCGCCUCCGCCUCCGCCCUCUCCCCAUCCGAGCGGCAGCUUCUCGCCUCAGCCGCGCACCUGUCCGACCUACACAUCAAGCUCUCCAAGCACGCGGCCCGCGUCGCCGCCUCGCACCCGUCCGCCGUGUGCCGGGCGGUGGCCACGGCCGUGCAGUCGGUGCACCUCGCCGCGCUGCGCCGCAAGGUGCUCGAGGUGGAGGCGGGCAUCCUGCGGUACGAUGCGGGCCUCGUUGGCGCCUAUGGCAUCGUGCCGCUGACGGCCGUCAUGGGCGAGUUCCAGCCGUGGACGCGCCGCCUCGAGUGGCUGUGGGAGGUGGUGCGCUUCCUCGAGGGCGAGGAUGACACCGAGGACCGCAGCCGCAGCCGCCCGUGCUGGGGUGCCCGCGCCAUCGAUCGCCUGCGCGCGGAGCUGCAAAGCGGCUACCACGACGUCCAAGAGGCCGCGCAAACGCUGGUGGCCGCCGCGGAGACGGCGUGGCUGCGACAGGUCUCCGCCUGGAUCUUCUACGGCCGGCUGCCGAGCGCGGACGCCGGCGGCGAGGAAGACUUCUUCGUGCACGCCACCGGAGGGAUGACUGCCGCCGCCGAGGGCGGCGGCCGCGAAGAAGAGGAGGACUACGUCGCCGUCGCGGAGCUGCUCCCUGCAUUCGUGACCCCAGCGACGGGCCGCUCCAUGCUCUUCAUCGGACGCUCGCUGAACCAGAUCCGCGCGCGGAGCACGACGCUCUCGACGGCGAGCGGCUUCCACAACACGGCCGCCAAGCUGCAGGCCGUCGCGGACCUCGUGUCCCCGCUCAGCUCGGCCAGCUUCACCGGCGUCGUCCGCGACAUCCGCCGGUCGCUGUCGCGGGACAUCCUGGAGCAGAUCCUGCCGCUGUCCGAGGUCAUGUCCACCAUGCAGCUCCUGCGCGAGUUCUUCCUGCUCGGCCGGGGCGAGUUCGCCACGGCCAUCACGCACGAGGCCGACGAGCGCGUCCGCAACCGCUGGCGGCGCGCGGGCAGGGACGCCGCGGGCAGCAGCAGCGUCGACAGCGUCGCGGUCAAGAGCGGCGAGGUGUCCGCCGCGCUGACCCGCGCCUGGGCCUCCCUAUCCUCGUUCGAGCAGCAGUCGGGCACCGGCGACGACGCGCUGCUCGACCGCGCGCGCGAGCUGCUCCGGCUGCAGCUCGUCAAGGCCCGGCCCGACAUCCCCGUGCACUCGCGACCGGGGCUCGUCGCGCUGCUCGCCGACGGGCCGCCCUUUGACGCGCUGCUCUUCUCCGCGCCCGUGACGCUCGCGAUGCGGCUGCCGCCCGCCGUCGACAUGGUGCUCUCCCCGUCCGACAUGCACGUCUACGGCCGCGUCAACGCGUACUUCGUCGCGCUGCGCCGCGCGCACGUCCGCCUCACCGACCUAUGGCGGCUGACCUCGCUGCGCCGCCACUUCCCGGGUCCGCGCGGCGCCGGCGAGCACGCGCGGGAGCUGCGCGAGCGCUGGUCCGCGCGCGCGGAGGUGCUCCGCGGGAUGUGGACGACGGCGAGCGCGGCCGUCUUCUUCCUCGGCGAGACCGAGGCGUACUUCCAAACUGAGGUCGUCGAGGGCCUGUGGCGCGGCUUCCGUGCUUGGCUCGCCGGCGAGGCCCAGCACGAGGACGACGAGGCGGCCGAGGAUGCUGUGCCCACCGCCGACGCAAUGGACAUUGGUGACGACGAAUACCACGACGACGAUGCAUCCCAGCAUCAACACGAACCUCGCCCCAUAGCCACUGCCGCACCACCGCCUGAAAGCCGUCCCACCACAAGCUCCUCCGCCGCCGCCACGCCGCGCCGCAACCGGCACGACCAGCAGACGCUCGCCACCGGCCACGCCGUGUACCUCGACACCCUCGUGCACCGUCUCCUCCUCACCCAAUCCACGUACACGCGGCCCCUGCACGCGCUCCUCGUGCACAUCGACCAGCUCGCCGCGCACGUGCACCGCCUGCACGCGCUCUUCGCCGCCGCCGACCUCGCCGCCGACUCCGGCGUGCUGUCCUCCUUCUCCUCGGAAGAGGAGGAGGCGGGGGCGACGCUGCGGCUGCUGCGCGCGGCGGCCGGCGGGGUGCGCGCGGCCAUUGACGAGGUGGUCGCCGCGCUGGAGGGGCUCAGCGUGGACGAGGCGUUCCUGCAGGCGUGGGAGGGUGAGGACGCGGCGACGGCGUGGUUGGAGGAGGAGCUGCUGGCGCCGGGCGAGGCGUACCGGCCGGCGAGGGUAGGCGGCCUGAACAGGUUGCUGAUGCAGCUGAAGUUUGGUAGUUGA